Molecule: messenger RNA, 2034 nt
Organism: Rotaria sordida
Lineage: Eukaryota; Metazoa; Rotifera; Eurotatoria; Philodinida; Philodinidae
Source: the annotation of a GenBank genome assembly
AUGGCAAAUAAGAAACAAUCAAAUGACCUCAAAACAUCAUUAGAACAAAUAAGUCAUAUAAAUUGGUUAGACGGCAUUCACAAACUACCAAAUAAUGUAGAUAAAGAGUUACUUGAUCAAUGCUCUAAUCUAAUUCAAAAAUUUAUUAACAGUGAUGAAUCAUUACCAAAAACUACAAUAAAAUCUAAAUCUAAAUCUAAAUCACAAAAACAACAAGUGUCGAAAAUUAAAAAAUCCAAAAUAAAAGUCACAAAAAUAAAACAAUCAAAAUUAAAUCCUAUUUCUCAAAAAAUCAAAACAAAAACCAAAAUAUUAAAGAAAACUACUCAACCAUUCCAUUCUAAUAAUAUUUCACCAACCACUGGUUAUCCUUGUUAUCCAUCAGCAUUUCCUUGUUUUCGAUCAUGUGGUCCAAUAAAUUGUCCUGAGAAUAAAUUACCUAUGCCUCGAGAUCUUUGGUAUCGUAUUGUUUAUUCACAAGUACUCGAACAACAACUAGGAAGUGGAGAAGCAUCUAUUCGUCAAAGUCGAUCAAACUCUCAUUUACAAUCUUCAUCAAAAAGAAAACAUAAAGAAGAUGAAUCUAUAACAGAUAAAUCAUCAUAUAAUAAUUUACAUAAAAAUAAAUCUAAUAGUAAUAAUUCACGUCGACAACAAACAAUGAAUGCAGCAUUAUCAUCGACAUCAAUUAAGGUUAUUAAGCUAGAUGCUUCAUUAAUACUCGAUGAUCAUGUACAUAAAUCGGAAUUCAAUCAAGAUACAUCACCAUUCGUACCAUCAAAUUCUUAUAAACCAUUUCCAAUGGAUAAACUUGAAUAUGUUGCUGAAACUUUACCAUUACAAAUAGAAAAUAAACACAGUUAUUCUAAUCUUAUGUAUCGAAAAACUGAAUCCAAAGAAAAUCUAGAAACAAUUUUAUGGAAUACAAAUGUAAAUAAAACAGUAUCAUUGACUCAAUCAGCUCAUGCAGAACUUAUCAAUCAUCCUAAAAUUCAUCGUGGCAUAUCAGCGGAUGCUACACUUGAACGUAAAAAUGAUUUUGAUAUUAUUUUUAAAAAAGAAAAAAAUUUGUUAAAAGAACUUAUUCCUAUUGCAAGUGCUCCAUCAGCAUCAAUUGUUUUAAAUAAUCAAUCAAACUUCGAAGAAAUGACUACUUCACCUAUUCAAUUCGAACAAUCAAAAGUAUCUAUUGAACAAUCAACGAAUAAAAUCAUAAAAGAUAAUUCUCAUAUUAAUUCAUCAAUGAUAUUUGAACAUCCAUUAACUAAUCAACUGUAUGAAUAUUAUAAUCUUGAAGAUAUUCCUCGUCUUCAAUUAUUCCAACAAUUAAAUCGUAGAUUAACGCAUAUUCGUCAAACAUUAAAAACCAUGUCAUCGAAUGAUAUUGAAAUCAAAUUAAAAUAUAGACGUGAUGUACUGAUUAAAAAACGUCAAACACCUAUUCAAUCAUUAACUAAAGAUGAACGAAUAGCAAUGGCUGAACCACUUGACGAAUCUUCAUCAAAAUAUUUUCCCGUAAAUAAUAAUGAUCAAUUAGAAAAUGAACAAUUAUCACCGAUUCCUCCUGCUUUGCUAUCGUAUGAUACAAUUUUACCUGUAGAAAAAAAUGCUAUUAUAUCUGAAACAUCGAUGUCACCAUCCAUGUCGACAUUUAAUACAGUUCGACCAUCAGCAAUCAGUCAAUCAACUGUACUUCUUUCAACAACAACUCAAUUUAGUGAAAAACCAGAAAAAGUUAUUUCAUGGAAUCAUCCACUAUUAUCAAAUCUAAUGAAUAUGUUUGAACCAAUGAUACCAUUAUGUAAAGCUCAAAUUCAUAAACAAUUGGCUCGACGAUAUGAACAUAUAUGUAAAAAAGCUAAAGAACUUAGUAAAACACAAUUACAAGCACAAAUCAAUUCGAAAUUUAAAGCAUUAGAACAAAGUAAAAAAAUUCUUCAACCAAACAAAGAUGAAUGUUUACGAAUAGCAGAAUUGGAAUUAUGUCUCUUCGAAUUGGAAAAAGAACAAAUUCAACGAGAUCAAAUCGACUAA